AUGGAAGUCAUUGCCACCCCACAGCACAUUGCCACCCCACAGCACAUUGCCACCCCACAGCACAUUGCCACCCCACAGCACAUUGCCACCCCACAGCACAUUGCCACCCCACAGCACAUUGCCACCCCACAGCACAUUGCCACCCCACAGCACAUUGCCACCCCACAGCACAUUGCCACCCCACAGCACAUUGCCACCCCACAGCACAUUGCCACCCCACAGCACAUUGCCACCCCACAGCACAUUGCCACCCCACAGCACAUUGCCACCCCACAGCACAUUGCCACCCCACAGCACAUUGCCACCCCACAGCACAUUGCCACCCCACAGCACAUUGCCACCCCACAGCACAUUGCCACCCCACAGCACAUUGCCACCCCACAGCACAUUGCCACCCCACAGCACAUUGCCACCCCACAGCACAUUGCCACCCCACAGCACAUUGCCACCCCACAGCACAUUGCCACCCCACAGCACAUUGCCACCCCACAGCACAUUGCCACCCCACAGCACAUUGCCACCCCACAGCACAUUGCCACCCCACAGCACAUUGCCACCCCACAGCACAUUGCCACCCCACAGCACAUUGCCACCCCACAGCACAUUGCCACCCCACAGCACAUUGCCACCCCACAGCACAUUGCCACCCCACAGCACAUUGCCACCCCACAGCACAUUGCCACCCCACAGCACAUUGCCACCCCACAGCACAUUGCCACCCCACAGCACAUUGCCACCCCACAGCACAUUGCCACCCCACAGCACAUUGCCACCCCACAGCACAUUGCCACCCCACAGCACAUUGCCACCCCACAGCACAUUGCCACCCCACAGCACAUUGCCACCCCACAGCACAUUGCCACCCCACAGCACAUUGCCACCCCACAGCACAUUGCCACCCCACAGCACAUUGCCACCCCACAGCACAUUGCCACCCCACAGCACAUUGCCACCCCACAGCACAUUGCCACCCCACAGCACAUUGCCACCCCACAGCACAUUGCCACCCCACAGCACAUUGCCACCCCACAGCACAUUGCCACCCCACAGCACAUUGCCACCCCACAGCACAUUGCCACCCCACAGCACAUUGCCACCCCACAGCACAUUGCCACCCCACAGCACAUUGCCACCCCACAGCACAUUGCCACCCCACAGCACAUUGCCACCCCACAGCACAUUGCCACCCCACAGCACAUUGCCACCCCACAGCACAUUGCCACCCCACAGCACAUUGCCACCCCACAGCACAUUGCCACCCCACAGCACAUUGCCACCCCACAGCACAUUGCCACCCCACAGCACAUUGCCACCCCACAGCACAUUGCCACCCCACAGCACAUUGCCACCCCACAGCACAUUGCCACCCCAUAG
This is a messenger RNA of Schistocerca americana (American grasshopper), 1374 nucleotides long. RefSeq lists its product as uncharacterized. The transcript has a single exon. The record is from RefSeq and is a predicted model, not a curated record. Bases 1 to 1374 code for a protein of 457 amino acids. NCBI's taxonomy places the organism in Eukaryota, Metazoa, Arthropoda, Insecta, Orthoptera, Acrididae.